AUGACAGCGAUGACAGACGACGAAGACUCCACAGCUUGGACUGUAGACGACGAUGACGACUGUGCAAGGAGGACGACUUCUCUGGGCAGAGGGAGAAAAAUAGAACAAGGAGAAGGAGUAGAAGAGAAAAUUGCAGAGAGAAAGGAGAAGAAGCAGGUGACAGGAGGAAGGAGAAGAAGAAGAUGA
Prunus armeniaca (apricot) is the source of this 186-nucleotide messenger RNA. Lineage: Eukaryota; Viridiplantae; Streptophyta; Magnoliopsida; Rosales; Rosaceae. The record is from the annotation of a GenBank genome assembly.